AGGGAGGGAGGAGUCUAGUUGUGGAGCUCUAUCCCCUGACUGGGUCUGCUAUGUGAGUGGUAGAGCGAGAGAGUGAGAAAGAGAGAGAGCGCACAUGAGAGAGAAAGAAGGAGGAGAGGUGGGGGCAAGUGAGGGCUGAAGAGACUGAGAAUGGAUGGGCAACGGGAAACGGUGUGAGAGAGAGAGAGAAAGAGAGAGAGUGAGCGAGCGAGCGUGUGUGUGCUCAGAGUCAGCAGCGAAGACACAGAAAGUCUCCAAGCUCACAUCAACAAGAGAGCGUGCGAGGCAGAGCUGACCACCGGCAACUCCGAAGAGUGACACAGAGAGGAGGGAGAACACAGGGAGAGACAGAGAGAGAAGAAGAGUCAACAGAAGAAGAGAAGGACUGAAGACAGACUACCAGCCUUCCACUGGUAAAAAGGAGACACCACUGAGGGACUGUAGCAUCCGUCCCCCACCCCUUCACCCCCAGCAGCACAGAGGAGCACUGUCUCAUCUCGUGCAUGUGUUUGUGCCUGCCAACUUCAAUUUCACACUCGCCUACUGUUUUCCGUAGGUUUUGCCCACUCCACUCCCCAGUCAUGAUCCCUUGGGUCCUUCUGCUCCUGUGGAUCUCCGGACAUGGGGCAGAGGCCAUGUUUUCCCAGCAGCCACAGGACCUGGUGGUGGUGGCGGGCCAGCCUGUGACAUUACCAUGCACUAUACCCGGUUACCAUGGUGUUGUCCUGUGGAUCAAAGACGGCUUGGCGCUGGGAGUUGGCAGAGACCUCUCUGGCUAUCCUCGUUACACAGUGAUUGGCGACCACGGUUCAGGAGAGCAUCAUCUGCGAAUCCAGCGCGUCGAGCUGAUGGAUGACGCUGUGUUUGAGUGCCAGGCUGUCCAGGCUGCAAUGAGGUCCCGUCCUGCCCGUCUCACUGUGCUGGUUCCCCCAGAGGACCCAGUCAUCAGUGGAGGGCCAGUGGUAAGCCUAAGGGCCGGUGACCCACUCAAUCUGACCUGCCAUGCGGACAAUGCCAAGCCAGCAGCGUCAAUCAUCUGGAUCCGCAAUGGAGAGGUCCUUAAUGGGGCCAUGUACUCCAAGGUAAGCAUAGAGACCUUGCUCCGGGAUGGCAGGAGAGAAAGCACUGUGAGCACGCUUUACUUAUCGCCUUCUAAUAUUGAGACAGGUCAGCAGAUCAUCUGUAAGGCCUCCAACAAGGCAGUCCCCAACGGCAAGGAGACCAGUGUUACUAUUGACAUCCAGCAUCUUCCACUUGUCAAUCUCUCAGUGGAGCCUCAGCCUGUUCUUGAGGGCAACCUUGUGAAAUUCCACUGCUCUGCGAAGGCCAACCCUCCUGUCACACUCUACAGGUGGGCCAAAGGAGGAAGUAUAAUCAAGGAGGUCUCUGGAGACACUUAUGAGGUUAUUGUGGACCACUCCUUCUUCACCGAACCUGUGUCCUGCGAGGUUACCAACCCUCUCGGCAGCACCAACAUUAGCCGCAAUGUCGAUGUCUACUUUGGUCCACGCAUGGCUGCAGAGCCUCAGUCAUUGCAGGUGGACCUUGGAUCUGACGCUGUGUUCAACUGCGCCUGGACAGGAAAUCCCUCUCUAACCAUAGUGUGGAUGAAGAGGGGAUCUGGAGUGGUUCUUAGCAACGAGAACCUCCUGACACUAAAAUCCGUGAGACAGGAAGAUGCUGGCAAAUACGUUUGCCGUGCUGUGGUCCCACGUGUAGGAGCAGGGGAGAAGGAGGUUUCUCUCACUGUCAAUGGGCCACCUACUAUCUCUAGUACACAGACUCAGCAAGCUUUACAUGGAGAAAAAGGACAAAUCAAAUGUUUCAUUCGAAGUACACCACCUCCGGACCGCAUUGCCUGGUCGUGGAAGGAAACUGUGUUGGAGUCAGGAACAUCUGGACGCUACACCGUGGAGACUGUCACCACAGAGGAAGGAGUAAUCUCCACACUGACCAUGAGUAAUAUUGUCCCAGCUGACUUCCAGACCAUCUACAACUGCACAGCGUGGAACAGCUUUGGCUCUGACACCGAGAUCAUACGCCUUAAGGAACAAGGUGGGAGCCAAGAGUCUCUCCCAGUGGCGGUGAUCAUCGGUAUUGCUGUAGGAGCUUUUGUGGCCCUCAUUGUCCUUAUGGGCACCAUCGGAGCGUUCUGUUGCACCCGCUCCCAGAGAAAGGAAGCGCACCUGGUUAUGCCCUCACUGCCCGUCUCCAUCUGUGCUCACCAGAGAGAACUUGCAAGCAAAAUUAAGACAGACAGAGAAAAUCUGAAAGGAGUCGUGUCGGCGAAAAACGACAUCCGUGUGGAGAUUGUACACAAAGACCACAACGCAGCACGCGAAAACGAAGAGCACACCUCCAUGAAACAGCUGAUGGUGAGUGUUGAACGAGGAGAGUUCCAGCAGGAGUCUGUUCUGAAGCAGCUUGAGGUGCUACAAGAGGAAGAGAAGGAGUAUCAGCACAUUAAGGACCCUACAAAUGGCUACUACAGUGUCAACACCUUUAAGGAGCACCACACGCCGACCAUGGCUGGGAAUCAGUCCACUGAGCCGAGGAACCCCACCAACACAGGUACCCUGGGCAAGCAGCGGGUACCAACAGGCAUGUCCUUCACCAACAUCUACUCCACUCUGGGAGCAGGUCCCAACCGUCUGUAUGACUACAGCCAACGCUUCGUGCUGGGUAUGGGAAGCAGCUCCAUCGAGCUGUGCGAGCGGGAGUUCCAGCGCGGCUCUCUCAGCGACUCCAGCUCCUUUAUCGACACGCAGUGUGACAGCAGCGUCAGCAGCUACAGUAAGCCGGACGGCUACGUGCAGUUCGACAAAGACAGCAAGGCAUCAGCCUCAUCCUCCUCUCACUAUUCCCAGUCCUCCUCUCAGAACUCAGACCUCACCCGGCCGCUCCAGAAGCGCAUGCAGACCCACGUCUGACCACCUGGGAAGGAGGGUGUUUGAACGGGGUGUAACAAGCAGCCAGGAUUGUAAAACUAUGACAGAAUCAGCUCCCAGGAGUCCCUAAAGUAACAAUGUUACUGUUCCCUCACAGAGAUCCAGGAGCUGGUUGGCUUUAACACACUGUGUGACUUGUUCAGACUUCUCUCAAUGUCCCAGAAAAAAGUGGAUCAAGAAGCCUUAUAUUUCCCUCCUGCUUAACCCAUCAACCACCUCCUUUUUUAACCCAUAACCAGAAUUGUGCCACAGAGAGAGUAUUUGCCAACACGGGGACAAAACAAGUUUGGAAUUUGGAACGUUCAGUACUUGGAUUCUGCAACAGGAUUGUUAGCAGAGGGCAGGACUACCACAAAGGCUUUGUGUGACAAUCGGCUCCUCUGGCAAAGACCUUUUUUUUUUUUUGCCUUUUGAAGAUUGUCAUUCAUAAAAACUCAGCACGAACGGCACGAUAAUGAGUGCAAGCCAAUGUCCUGCUGCUCACUUGUAGUUUGAAGCACAAAAACGAAUGUGCAUGUGGUUUUUAGUUGUUAAAGCGAUAACUCUCCCCCCAGCUUCCCUUCAAACACUGUAUGUUAAGCUUUCUUGUUGAAACUGGUCUCCUGUGUAGGUGGAAGAAAACUUUCUCCAUGUGCCCACAGACGUCCCGGACGUUCAGAAGAACGGCUGUUUUUUUUUCUCUCCGCAGUGGUAUCUGGGCCACAGAGCCGGGCAGAUAAAGAGGGGCUGAGAUCUCAUUUUAAAUCCCUGAGUCAUUAUUUUACUGUGACACUCUGCGAUAAAGAAGUAUCAGUGUACAUAUGUGACUGUAAUUUCUUUUCUAGCGUCUAAUUUUUGCCUCUAUUUUUCCUCAUGGAAGACUCUAAAUGAGACACGAGCGCCUCUUCUUGUCCAUAUCUUCUUUGCCUUGAGGGUACAUUUGAACUGUGUCAAUCCAGACUUUGACUAAGUGAGAUAGCAUACACUAUCAGCUCUUCUGUUGAUGGAGAGCUGGAUCCUCCAUGGUGUUACUGCACCAGAUCCAGCUCCAAGGCAUACAGCAGGAAAGCCCACAAACUGCAACAUAUGUUGUACUUGUGAGUUUCUCCUGCCGUAGAUUAUCAGCCAUAUACUUGAGGGUACCUGUUGAAUGAAAUGUAAACAUAUUUUAGCUGAGCUUCUUAUUGUGUGGUUAUCCGAAUGCUUUUGUCAAUAUCAUUGUUGACACUGGAGCUUAGUGCAUCCUGACUGCAUACCUACCUGUAAUCGUGCCAGUCAUCAAGGGACAUGAAAAGCAAAUUUAAGAAACGCGUUUUAUUCUGCUGUCUGUUGUUCAUUCUUUUGGCUACUGUGGAGCUAAUGGUGGCGCACUGACUCUUUUCGAGUGUUUGAUUUUUGUUCGGCACUGUGUGUGACAUAUGAAAUUGGAUUUAUUAUUUAAUCACUGACACUGUAUUUGUUUUUUGUUUUUUUGUUGAGAGUAGAGACGGAGAGUAGUAGUUUAACUUGCAGCUACACAAACACUUCAACUUUAAAAUGAUUAAGAGAACCUCAUUAUUAAGAGUGCAGUGGUCAUGCGCUGUGCAGGUUCUGUGGCAGAACACGUAGAUGCUUGAUCGUUGAUGCUACCCCACAGGACAGCAUGUCUAGUUAAAUUUGGACCUCUAAAAAAAGAUGUACACCCAACAAAGUCUGUGACUUGUCUCCUUAAGCUGUGUUAAAGCAGGCUUUUAUUGAUUCAAGGACAACCUUUUACAGUCUACAUGGAUCAUUUCUUUAACAGCUGUAGUUACAUCAUGCAUUACAUCAAAUUUGAUUUUUAGCCAUCAAAAGCCUCUUGUGUCUAUUGGCAUAUUCAAGGUCUGUUCCCACCGUACUUUAGAGAUUCGGCUUGUUUGUUGUUUGAUCAGUUUGAAGGGUAAAGAGUUCCAGGAAAACAACAGCAGCUCGCAAUGUCAGUGUCACUUUUGUUUUGUCAAAUCAAACAAAAGCUUGACAGAAAAUAUAUUAGGUUACAAUACAUCUUAUGUAAUUAUGUGGUUUUUCAGUAGCCUAUCUUCUAUAGUGAAGCAGUCAAAUGGGACGAACUGAGCUUGAAACUAUGAAAUCUUCCUCUAAACCCCUGGAAAAAAAAAAAACCCAAGCACGGCAUUUCUAACAAAGCAAGUUGUUGUUGUAAGCACUUUACAUAUGAUUAUAUUCAAACCAUUUGAAUGGGGUUUUCCACUUGAGUGGCAGUGGUUUGAACUCAAAUUUUACAAAUGGAUUGGCGCCCAUUGUACAGCUUAAGACAAAAAGCUCUGUUUCAACGCUGAUAAUCCAGCUUGGCACUUAGCAGACUGUAUAUAAAUCUCUAAUGCUGUCUUUCUCUGUAUAUAAUUUUUUCCCUGGCUUUUCUUUUCUUUCUCGGUCAGAUUUCAUUAUAUUAGAGCUCAACAAAUCCACAUGGCAUCAAAAACUGCACGACAGACAAUCAUUUUCUCUUUGUUUCCCUUCCAAAAAUUUCAUCAACCUUACUUGUUUCUCACAAAUUACAUGAAAGGCUUGUGUGAGCAGUUUCUCUUCCCCCAGAUCUCACAGGGAAAACUCAGACUCUGUACACCGAGCACACAGGAGGCUAUAGGAUGAGAAGCUGAGCUUAGCUGGUACAGCUUUGAAGUGAGAUGCAGUACAGGGUUAUUAUACCUUGAGCCCUUCAGAGAGAUGCCCAGAUGCCCAGCAAUAUAUUGCAUUUGGCACCUUGAUGACUGUCAAGUAAGCCUGUGCCGUUUCUGAUUCAUUUUUCUCAACAUUUAUGAGAGCAGGAUGAAAUUCUUAUCUUGAUAUCAGCAGCAGUCAAUUACAGUGUGAUUUAGUUUACAUGGCACAAGACACAAUUCAUAUUAUUAUUUGCAUAUAUUAUGCAUCAUUUGUGUCCGAAUUCAACUGAUCAUAUCACAGACAUUCAGCAUGUCUCUCCCGAAAAACAAAACAGAUUUGCUUUCCUGUCCAAGGGGUCCAGUUUUACUUAUCUGAUGCAGGUCCCGCGCUCAUCCAAACAUAAUGCAUUUUCCCAGUCCAGAGAAUCUGCACACUGCACAGUAAACAGAUAAAUAUUUGAUAGGCCAGCCUUCUGUCCCAUCCCCCCAUGGCAGCAGUUAGAGUGGGCAUGAGGGUACCACAGGAUGCGAGCACCAUGUCAGUCUUUGGGAAUCAAAGCCCAUGUGAGGACAAAGUCUGCCCUGCUCACCUGCGGACGCCUCUCCGGCUGGUGCUGGCGCUGGCGCCGCCUGUUUGCCUGGCUACGAACACCGCACAGAUGCCAGGGCAGAACAGAUGAACAAACACAAAGACCCAGAACAAUUACAAGGGGUUGCUGCCCUUUUCCUAAUAAAAACAAAGCAACCCUUUCAUAGUGAGGGAUGCAGGGCAGGCUAUUGUUCAGAAGACUAGCCAGUAGCACACUGGACAUUUCUAAGGUUAAAGACAGAGGUUAUGAGCAGUGUGAGGCAUUUGUAUUAGCUUCUCUGCACCACGGGCUUUAUUAUGUUUGUUUACUGCACAAAACUUUUUGGUUGGUCUAAAUAAACUGGAUUUUUAAAAAAAGAACAAAGAAUCGCUGAACAUUAGUACUGCCAAUGUCUCGCCUAUGCCUGCAAAGGGUGGUUUACAUGAGGCUAUUAGAAGUCUCCCUCAUUGUAUGAUAGGUGUUAUUGUCCACGAUGGAACACAUUAGAGAUGGUGCCAUUUGAAACACUGAAUUGAUCAUCAAAUACCCCUUUCUUUACUGUGUAAAUGCUUUCUAUCACUGUUUCUCUCUUUCUCUCUCACUUCUUUUCUUUUCUACCAAUCAAUACCUUGUUAGUACUUUAAUAACAAACAACUGUAAGGAAAACGGCCUGGACUACAUAGUAUUUGCAAAUAAUCGUCAGUUUGCUUUAACCCGCAGGGCACACCAGGAGUCAGUGUGAUUUGGUUUGCAGCAUACGAGAAGUCACAGACAAUAAAAAGAAUUACAGAAAAGCAUUUGAAAUUCAAAUGAGUAUGCUUCUCUGUGAUUGGUUGGAUACUUCAAUAAUGCAAACUAGUUUGCAAAUACUACACGAUCCAGGUCUGCUGAAGUACUUACAUUAGAAGGUCAUUUGAAGAGUUUGUAUAAAUAGUGAACCAUAACCAUAAUUGUAAUGAAAAAACAUGUAAAUUCUACUGGGUAAACCACUAUUUUCAGGCAGUGGCCCUCUGUAUCUAAGAAAAAAAAAAGAAAAUGGUUGUAUUUUAACUGUACUGGUCUGUGAAUCUAUGAUGCUUUUGCUCUGUAUAUUUGGAGAAUAAAAAUGAUGUUUGAGUUU
Larimichthys crocea (large yellow croaker) is the source of this 7255-nucleotide messenger RNA. RefSeq names its product kirre like nephrin family adhesion molecule 3b (gene kirrel3b). The coding region runs from base 504 to 2930 and encodes 808 amino acids. The transcript has 16 exons. Gene Ontology annotation, biological process: cell-cell adhesion; synapse assembly. Gene Ontology annotation, cellular component: cell-cell junction; plasma membrane. The record is from RefSeq and is a predicted model, not a curated record. NCBI's taxonomy places the organism in Eukaryota, Metazoa, Chordata, Actinopteri, Sciaenidae. Gene Ontology annotation, molecular function: cell adhesion molecule binding.